GAAAUAGGCUUACGUGUCAUGUAAACAGACACUAAAUAAAUAAACAGCUGUUAAAUAUGAAUUUAUGGAGCUCUGAAACUCUGAAUUAGACAUUAUCACUGGUUUAAUGUGAUCGUUCUAUCAUCAUGGACAGAGCCGAAAGAAUCCUUCAAAGAAAAGGCUGUAGUGUGACAACACAUCCCAAAGACGAAAACUCAUUUUAUUAUAGUCUUCAUGCUGUAUUAAAUACAGAGAAAGGACAGCCUUCUGGCAAAAAUGCAAAGCAAACGCGUGACGAGAUAUUCAAACUCGAGUUGGAUAACGCAAUGUAUUUCCACCUAUUUCACCCCCAGUGCGUCAGAUGCAAUGGAACAAUUCACCCAAGAGAUUGCCUAUCAAGUGAUCAGGAAAGGGUAAUAAAGGAGAAGAAAUACGCAUCUCCUCGGGAAAUUUAUGCUGCAGCAGAAUUACUACAGAAGGACAUAUGUCUUGUUCAUUACAGAAGAUCUGACAGUGAGGACAUGCUCGGAUUUCAGGGGUACAUUUUCGCUCCAUGUAUCAGGCCAUGUCUUGAUUCAGAGCCGGUAUAUAUUCUAAUGAUUGAAAAUCAAGAUGGAUCGACAGAAUAUGGCAAUCUUGAUUUCAGAGAUAAUUGUAAAGAUCUGAAAUCUUGUCCAUGGGAUCUAGUGAAUGAAGAGCACAAGAAAUGUUUUGGCUUGCGAUUCAGAAAUAGUUUUCAUUUGCUCUUUGAGAAAAAUGUUAGGUAUGGAAUAAAAGAUGAUGUCAAGGAUUUGUAUCGCCGUUUAAGUUUAGAAUUUUACGGUAAAGAAGAUCACCAUGACCGCAUACUAAAUAUUAUUUGUAACUUUGAACUGGAAGAGGAAAAUCUGGAUUUAUUUUGCAAGUACGCAGAUGAUACCAUCAAUGAAGAAACGAGAGCCACUGAAAAGGAGAGGCUUUUGAAGAUACACACAGAGAAAGCAAAAAAUCGACAAAAACCUCCCAGUGAUGGGGAACUUUAUGCCAUAUCAUCAGUAUUCAACGUCGACAUUGUUGUUGAUAAGAUGUGCAGAGGUGACUGGGAAACCUAUAUGUCGGUGGCAUGUAGAUAUGCCUGUUGCUUUAGCUCUCCAAUCCUUCUGCGCCAGCAGACGAUCGGUGAAUACAUGCCGUAUGUCACAGCAUCAGAAGAAUGCUCUUGUCGCCAGAAAAAGCCAGAAAUACAAGGGCAUAUUGGGAAAAUUAAAGAUGACAUCCACAAAGCAGUGUUGCGAACCCCAUGCUGUCCACCAAGUAGGAAACACCAAAACCACACCCAUUUAAAGCAUGUACUGAACAUCAGGACGAUUUGGCCUCAGCGAACCGAUUAUCUCAUCCCAACGAAGGAUAUAGAAAUUGUAACAGCUCGACUUAAUGCUGAAGAACGACGACUUGAUCAAAUAAAUGGUGGAAAUGGUACUUUAGUCAAAGCCCUGUCUAAAGAAUUAUAUGGAGAUGAAAGUCAAUAUUUUUCAAGUGACCUACAGGAUGCCUUAGGAAUCGGGACACUGGAUUUCGAUGAAAAGAUGCGAAGAAUUUCUGAAUGGUUGACAGUUCCUGUAUACAUCUACCAUUCAGAACUAACCCAGUUAAACUGCUCUCAGGGGCUCUACUGGACAAAAUUCGAACCUGUUCGUUCGAGGUCAGACCAACUUGAUGGGAAUAAAGAAUGCAGGUUUUAUAUCACCCUAUUCUACAAUAGACUCAAUGGUUCUUUCGAUAGGAUAACACCCCUCAGAGGUUGUAAUUGUGAAAUUCCGCCACCUCUUUCCUUACUUCGAAACCAACAGAAACCGGAAUCUCAGCUUUUAAUUUGCGUGGACCCAAAGCAACGUCACCAUCCUUUGAUCACUUUCCUUUCAAAGGAUCCCGACGAAGAAAUGUUCAUGACAGAAAUCAGAGAUUUUCCAGUGUGCACGCCAUACUCUUCACUGCGCGUAGCGAUGCAAAGAAACGACAUGAAAGGAAGAACGUUUGAUUCCAUUCAGUUUUUCGAACACUCUUUUCUUCGAUGCUUGAGCAAAGAAAUAUUUGGAACAGAACAAAAUGUUGAUUUACUAUUGAAAGAACUAUGCGAGGAAUUGUUACAAAACAUUUCCUUGUACAAAAAUGUCAUUGGAGGAGAAAUUGAACAUGCUUACAAAGCUACAUUUGGAAAAAACCCAAAGGAUGAAAAAGACAAUAAAAAACUUGCGCAAUUCAUGAUUGAAAGAAUCGAAGAUGAUCUUUCAACCGAUGACCUAUUGUUAUGGGUUGCUUGUACGUUUUUCCAGACGGAUAUUUACGUCCUUCGGGUCAAGGACACAAAAACCUCAACAGAGAGCUCCUGGACUGAGUACUCAAAGCUGAGAACCCGGAAAAAGAAUCCUAAUAAAACCACACGUUUUAAAAGUAAAUGUCCUAGGAAUAAAACGCCCUAUAUCUCUAUUAUUGAGUCGGGAAGCAAACAAUUUCACAGAAUUGUUCCAAAAAUGGCUUGUUGUAAUUGCGUUUUAGAUGUUCCAGUUGAACAUUCAAAUGAAGCUGACUUAAUGCCAUAUCGCACACAACAAGAUUGCAACUUAAUGCGAAGGAUUAGGACAGUCGAUACUCUUCUGGAGACAGCUUGUGUGACUGUAGAGCAGUGGCUUUUAUGCAGUCAGAUUCUACAGAGAAGAUGUGACUUGGUGAUAAAUGAAAUUGAAGGUCGUCGUAAAAAUGUAAAUAUCGCCACAAUAUCUGGUUCUGGGGCAGGAAUUGUCGGUGCAGUAAUGACAGGUGUUGGAAUAGCUCUGGCACCGGUAACCGGAGGAAUUUCCACCCUACUGGCUGUAGGAGGAGGAGUUCUGGCGGUUUCCGGAGGAACAGUGGCCGCAGGAGCAAAAAUUACUGAAACCUACUUGAACAGUGGUACAAUAGACACACUGAAACGGUAUCAAAACUGUUAUCAGGAGAGAUUUGAGCGCCUUCAAAACGUAAUGGAUGAACUGAAAAGGGAAGUAACUAAACUGGCAGAGGUAUCAACUGAAAUUAAAACAAAUCAGAAUAUUGAGGCAUCUGACUUCGCGGGAAUUCAGAGUCUACCGGGUAUUUUGAGAACCGUGAAGGGUCUGGCAAUGAUUCCCAUAAGCCUGUUGAGGGUGUCAGCCAGAGGCAUAAUAAUUCUUGGCGCAAUAAUCGGGCCGCUGACGGCGAUGGUUGAUGCAGGUCUAUUGGCAUUCUCGGCUUAUAAUAUGGCGAAAGGAAACCGAACUGAUCUGACGGAAAACCUUCGCCGAAUAUCAGCAUCACUUCAUGGAGCAAGAAGGCAGAUGCAUACCUGGGCGUACGGGAAUGUUAGACCAUUCUAUUAUGAUUAGAAGAUUCAUAAAAGAAAUUAUCAAACUAGUGUUUUGAUGAGCAUGAUAAUUGAAAAUUCAAAUCUUGCUAAAGUGAAAGAUAAACAAUUGAAGAUCAAGUAUAAGUAAGUGUAAUUAAAGAAAGUAUGUAGAUGGUGGUCGGAAUUUUACCAUCUUAUAUUUUAUAAAACUUUACUCUUCAUUUAAUGUUUGUGAGCUCUAAUUUAAAUGUUUAACAUUUUUUUCUUCCUUGAUAUGGAACUAUGUUAUUGUAUGGUCAAAUGAGGAUAAGUGAACAAUAAUUUGAUGAUGGUUUUCUUGGGGUCCGAUUUUUAUGUUUGUGUGAUUUUGAUUUCUUUGAUGAAGAACUGUUUGGUAGUUUUGUAUGACAAAAUUUCACAUUUCGUAAUGAUCAUGAUUUC
Molecule: messenger RNA, 3757 nt
Organism: Saccostrea cuccullata (small rock oyster)
Lineage: Eukaryota; Metazoa; Mollusca; Bivalvia; Ostreida; Ostreidae
Exons: 6
Coding region: 126-3356 (1076 amino acids)
Biological process (GO): lipid transport; lipoprotein metabolic process
Cellular component (GO): extracellular region; membrane
Molecular function (GO): lipid binding
Source: RefSeq, a predicted model, not a curated record